UGAGAACCGCGCCAUUUAAUAUUGGUUAAGGUGGGAAUUUGACGCUUUUUGUGACCUUUCUUCACCUAUGAAAACCGGAUCCUAAGUUUCGAUCAAAGGAAAAGGAGCUUUUGACUUCGCUGAUGCCGGGUUUGUGUUGUAAGAAACUAUGAAUACAGGGGACUCCUCAUGUUGUAAUCAGGAGGUCGUCUAUGUUAAAGCCAAGUGACUUCUCUGUCAGCUACCUAGCAGUAGAUGAUUACGGUGAACAGUUCUACCUUCCAUUACAAUCCGACUGGGAUAUGGAUGCGGCUGUUUUGACAUCUUCCAAGCCUGCGCUGCGUGUGAAAGUGAAUAUCAAGACAACACCUCCUGACCUGAAUGAUUGGGAUAUUGUCGUGCCAGCUGACAGGCGGAUCAAUGCUCGUGGACUCGUGAAGGUCCCCCACGUUCGGCAAUCAGAAGGUGCUGCAAAACCUCUCACCGACCCUCCUCAAUCUAUGUUUUCUCAGUUUUCUCAACGGUUAAGCAAGACAGUGGCCAGCGUACAACGUGCGAUAGGUUUAAAAUAUGAGAAUGAGCAAGGGCUGCAACUUCAGGACUCACCGAUAUCGGACGCGCAAUUCCGCGAUUACCUGGAUGCAUUAGGACGUGUAACCCAGCUAGAGAAGUUCUGUUGGCACGUGUAUCGUUGUGGUUUGGAGCCCAGCGUACGGAAAGUUGGUUGGCGACUUCUGCUUUCCGUCUAUCCGGCGGAUACAACCGGUCAGGAACGCAUCAGUCUACUGGAAUGCAAGACACGUCAGUACGUCACGAUGAAACAAACUUGGAAGAUGGCCUAUGCGGAAGGUCGUUUGACUGGAUCUCAAUUGGCCACCUUGGCAGCUGUCAGCAUCGAUGUCGUCCGAACAGAUUGGGCGACUUCCUACUAUAAGGGUGAGGACAAUCGGUAUCGUGUUUGUCAACUGUUUGACUUGGUGGCCACCUAUUGCAUUUAUCAUCCCAAUGUGGGCUACAAUCAAGGUAUGUCGGAUCUGGCCAGUCCUCUGCUAAUUGUUCAGGAGGAGGAGGCUCCAGCCUACUUCUGUUUUUGCGCCUUGAUGCAACGCCUCAAAGAUAACUUCUGUUGUGCGCAACAAGUUGGCCUGAUUAACAAAUUGCGGCAUUUGUACGAUUUACUCGCCUACACUGACCCACACCUGGCACGGUUCUUGAAAAUGUGCGGUGUGGCAGACAUGUAUUUCACUCAACGUUGGUUGAUGCUCGAACUAAAACGCGAGUUUUCUUUCGAUGAUAUCCUUCGUUUGUUCGAAGUACAAUGGGCCUCUGUAACCCUAGUUCGCCUGUCGUCCCAUCCUAACCUUCAAUCGAGUAAUUCCAAAUCCGGAGGUUACCUUGCGCUUUCAGAGUCCGAACCGAUCUUCAUGGAAGCCCCAUCAGAAGAAACGGACAACUAUCCCCUCACGUCCGAGCACGGGUACGCUGCCCGAGACGUCAGUCUAAUUAAUGCGCUAAUUGGUGCCCAGUUUGUCAACCCAUGGUAUCGAAGGAGCAAAAUGCGCCUGUGUUGUACUACACCUUCACAAUUACCAUCAUCAUCAUGCCUCUUGGUGUCGAACGGCCAAAACGCACUACGCCGAGACGAGGUGAAUUCCGACGUUGUGGGUGACAAACGGUCGCAAAAUUCGGAUUUUCAGACUGAAUUAACUAAGGAGGAAUUUCCGUGGAAUCGGACCGGAAUUUCUCGUACUACUAGCGCCUAUGUGUUUCAACGUGAGAAUUUUUCGCCGAAGACCACUGUAGGAUUAGAGCGUUUCGGAUCUAUGCGUCUUGUCAAAUCGGUUACGCGGCUUCCAUCCCCCGAUCAGUUCGGUUACGGUAACCCGUUUCUACUUUUCGUUUGUCUCUCCUUGUUACUUGAAUACCGUGAGGUUCUUCUUGCAAAUGUGAACGAUGCAAGCGACCUGUUUGCAUUUUAUCAGCACACCGCGAAAAAGCACAACCUUCCAAGUAUUCUUCGGAGGGCUCGGUCGUGCUACGACCAAUACUUGACGGAACACAGCAAUAGGUGAUCGCUGUCGUCAUGUUGCGAGAGGACUUUAUCUGUGAUGUCCAUCAUGGGAAGCAGUCACUCUUCUUACGUAGCUCCCAUUUAUAUUUUUAAUCUAUUUUACGUAUUCUUUUCCUACUUGGUAUUUGUUGGGGAAGGUGGAUUGUAUAGCAGAAUAUAUAACACUCA
Opisthorchis viverrini is the source of this 2218-nucleotide messenger RNA. RefSeq lists its product as hypothetical. The transcript is spliced from 7 exons. Bases 192 to 2051 code for a protein of 619 amino acids. Gene Ontology annotation, biological process: activation of GTPase activity. Lineage: Eukaryota; Metazoa; Platyhelminthes; Trematoda; Opisthorchiida; Opisthorchiidae. The record is from RefSeq and is a predicted model, not a curated record. Gene Ontology annotation, molecular function: GTPase activator activity.